AUAGUACCGAGCUGAUGCAUUUCAUUCUAAUUGAAAAAAUUUUUCAGUUCGAAGAAGACAACACAACACACACUAAACGUUGAAAAGUGAAUCGAAGAAGAACCAAAAAUUGUGGAUUGAAAAACGAUAGAUAAUCACAUCACAAAACAAAGAGUGAAAUUAGAAAUUUUGUGUUCAAUAAAAGAAACAAGUAGCACAAAGUGAGAAAUCGUAAAGAAAAAGUGAAACUAUGACUGCUGAAGUGGAAAUCUAUACCAAAAAAGAACCCCAUUUGAGGUCCCUCAAACAGUCGGGACAUGUGGGCUUCGACAGCCUGCCAGACCAAUUGGUAAAUAAAUCCGUGCAAAAUGGUUUUGUCUUCAAUGUGAUGUGCAUUGGCGAGACUGGUCUGGGAAAGUCCACCAUGAUGGACACUUUAUUCAAUACCAGCUUUGAGUCAACGCCCAGUUCGCAUACUCUGCCCAAUGUGAAAUUGAAGGCCCACACCUAUGAGUUGCAGGAGAGCAAUGUACGCCUUAAGCUAACCAUAUGCGAUACAGUGGGCUAUGGCGAUCAAAUCAACAAGGAUGACUCAUUCAAGGCAGUGGUGGACUAUAUCGAUGCCCAAUUCGAGGCUUAUCUACAGGAAGAAUUGAAAAUAAAACGCUCUCUGGUGGGCUGUCAUGAUUCUCGCAUACAUGUGUGUCUCUACUUUAUAUGUCCCACUGGGCAUGGCUUGAAGAGCUUGGAUUUGGUGUGCAUGAAAAAGUUGGACAGCAAAGUGAAUAUUAUACCCAUCAUAGCCAAAGCCGAUACCAUAUCCAAGGCUGAAUUACAGCGUUUCAAAUCGAAAAUCAUGCAGGAAUUGUCCAACAAUGGAGUACAUAUCUAUCAAUUCCCCACAGACGAUGAGACAGUGGCCGAUACCAAUCAGGCCAUGAAUGACCAUGUGCCCUUUGCGGUGGUGGGCUCCACCGAAUUCAUAAAAGUGGGCAAUAAAUUGAUAAGGGCCCGCCAAUAUCCUUGGGGCACAGUGCAAGUGGAAAAUGAGGCCCACUGUGACUUUGUGAAACUGCGUGAAAUGCUGAUACGCACCAAUAUGGAGGAUAUGCGUGAGAAGACCCAUACACGCCACUAUGAAUUGUACCGGCAGAAGCGUUUGGAGGAAAUGGGUUUCUCCGAUGUGGACUCGGACAAUAAGCCCAUAUCAUUCCAACAGACUUUUGAAGCCAAACGCUCUAAUCAUUUGGCCGAACUUCAAGCCAAAGAGGAAGAGGUGCGUCAAAUGUUUGUGCAGCGUGUCAAGGAAAAGGAGGCUGAACUCAAAGAAUCCGAAAAGGAGUUGCAUGCCAAAUUUGAGAAAUUAAAGAGGGAUCAUGCAGAGGAGAAACGAAAACUGGAGGAAUCACGCAAGAAAUUGGAAGAGGACUUUUUGGAGUUCAACAGACGCAAGACACAAUUGGCCACAUCACACCACACCCUGACAUUGGGCAAAAGCAAAAAGAAGUAGAGUGUGGAAGGGGUUUUCAUUUCAUGUAUUUUCUAAGGGAGCAGGCAACAGACAAAGAGAAAUUUCAACUUAAAACAAACUGCUGCAAUUAUCGUCAUAUUUUUGUUGUUGUGUUUAUAAAUGCCAGACGCAUAAAUGAAAGCAAACCGAAAACCAACAAAACGAUGCCAACCACCCACGUACCACCAUUAGACCCCCCAUUACACUCUCUUUGCUGUUUCUUAUAAGUCUUACUUAGAGUUAACCGAUAUGGUAUAAAAUUUUGCUAAACUAACUUUUUUUCUUUGUCAAAAAGUGUGGCGACUAGACUGCCUGCACAAUGGCUCCCUCUUUUUGUUGUUCUAUGAAACCAACACUAAACACUCAUUUACGCUUUAAGUUUAACGAAAGUGACGCGUUUUUUGCAUUUAAGUAUUAUCACACACACACACACUCACAACGAUCCAAAAAGAACGCCAAUACCUAUCAUUAAAGACCCACAUACAAAAAAUGCUACAUAUAGAGCUCAAAUAUUAUUGUAGAAAAAUAUUUAAAAAAAACCGAUAAUUAACAUGAAAAGAAAUUAAAAAAACUGAAAAUCA
This is a messenger RNA of Stomoxys calcitrans (stable fly), 2070 nucleotides long. Its product is annotated as septin-2. Bases 230 to 1489 code for a protein of 419 amino acids. Gene Ontology annotation, molecular function: molecular adaptor activity; GTPase activity; GTP binding. NCBI's taxonomy places the organism in Eukaryota, Metazoa, Arthropoda, Insecta, Diptera, Muscidae. Gene Ontology annotation, cellular component: microtubule cytoskeleton; cell division site; septin complex. The transcript has a single exon. The record is from RefSeq and is a predicted model, not a curated record. Gene Ontology annotation, biological process: cytoskeleton-dependent cytokinesis.